AUGCGACUGGCGCUGCUGCUCUUUAGUUGGGCGUGCUCCACCGCCACCAAGACCAAUCCUCAGACCACCUCCUCCAAGGCCUAUACCCAGACCACCUCCUCCAAGGCCAAAACCACCGCCAGCCAGGAUAACGCCACGGCCUUCAGACCAACACCACCGCGAUUUGUUAGACCUCCAACUGUUCCGCCACCCAGGCCCACCAGAAGACUUCCCAUCACAAGGCAACCAACCAGGAGGAUCCCAAAACCACCAGUUACCCGAAGACCCACCGCCAGGCCAACUCGUCCACCAGCAGUGCGCACCACUCGAAAAUUCUUGAUCUGGUCACGGCCACCCACCAGAUUGCUACCGACUAGACCCAAUAUAAGGCCCACCCUGUGGACCAGACCUCCAGUGCGUCCUCCAUUGCCCACAGUUCGUCCAACGCGCAGGAGAGUUGGUCCCACUCUGUGGACAAGACCUCCCAUAAGAGUCACAGUGCGACCCACCCCUAGACCCACAAUUAGACCCACAGUUCGAGCCACUCUAUGGACACGACCUCCAGUGAGACCUUCAAGCUCCACACCAGGAGCCACCAAGCGAUCCACCCUAUGGACAAGACGACCCAUCGGAUCCACCUUGACCACAAGGACACCAGUUAGAGCUACGAAACCCACAUUACCGCGAUCCACUUUAUGGACCCGACCCCAAGUUAGAACUACUAGACGACUGACUUUUAUUUUCGAGGAACCCACUAGAAAGCUUCCCACCCCAAGACCCAUUCAAACCACUAGACCUCAACAUCCGGACACAACUCGAACCACAAGAAGUUUGAUAUUUAUAUUUCCCAGGGACACCACCUCUAUAGCUCGACGUCCCAAUAGGACUGUACAUCCAACAGGUCCUACGAGAACUACUUUAAUAGCUUAA
Drosophila erecta is the source of this 909-nucleotide messenger RNA. RefSeq names its product gibberellin-regulated protein 14. Lineage: Eukaryota; Metazoa; Arthropoda; Insecta; Diptera; Drosophilidae. The record is from RefSeq and is a predicted model, not a curated record.